Salarias fasciatus (jewelled blenny) is the source of this 1866-nucleotide messenger RNA. RefSeq lists its product as uncharacterized. The record is from RefSeq and is a predicted model, not a curated record. The coding region runs from base 66 to 1631 and encodes 521 amino acids. The transcript has 4 exons. NCBI's taxonomy places the organism in Eukaryota, Metazoa, Chordata, Actinopteri, Blenniiformes, Blenniidae.
UUUUCGCGCGCCGUCGGCAGGGAAGCAGGAAACUUUAGUUUUACUCGACAGUUUGUGUGUAAAACAUGGCGGGCGUCACGAUGGAGAGGUUUCGGGGCUUUUUGACUGAGCGCUUCACUACGGCCGCCGUGGAUAUAUUUGCCGAAGUGGAAAGUAUGCUUGUAGCGUGCUAUGAGGAAAACGCACGGCUGCGAGGGAUGCUGCACAUGGUGCUCAGCCCGGAGAUCAAGCUACCCCGGAUAGAUGCUGGUCGUUACACUGGAGCUACCACAAAUGCCAGAGAGCUGCCGUCUCCGGCAAACACCACACCGGACCAGGACAUGACCGAGCCGUUGCCAAAGAGACCCAAAGAGGAGCCGAUCGAGUGUGAAAUAAGUCAGGAAUCAAAGCCAGAACCAGAAGAACCACUGGACACUGAAAACUUCACACAAGUCUGUGUGAAAAGUGAGCCAGAGGAUGAGGAUGUGAGCAUGCCCUACGUCAGCGAGCCCGUCCACAACGCAGACGUGGAAUUAAACAAUGACUCUUCAGCCACCAUCUCAGGCGAUGAAGCACGGCAUUAUGUUUUUUCCUCAUCGGACUCAGAUGGAGAUGUAGAAGAAAGAACAAAUGAGAAAGAGUCAACACAAGUUCUGCAGAAAACCAUGUUAGAAAUUCCAAGGACGAUGCCCAACAACUCCUUUGCUGUUGCCCCAGAUGAGCUGCGGUCCUUUUUAGCAAAUCUCACUGAGAACUUUAAGCACUUUGACAGUAACGACAGGCCUCUGAUCACCACGAUGGGGCUCACGGCCGAUGUGGAAAUGGUGAACAGUGCUUUUGGAAAAGUCUGUAAAGGCAGCCCCCUGUCCUACCAGUGUCCCGUUCCAUCCAGCCAUAACUACACGGCUCACGACGCUCCUCCCUCCCGGCCACCGCUUCCCCUGUGCGAUCACAUCCUGGAGCCCCUGUCCAGCCUCCCGGUCCUCAGCCCCGAGGAGCUGGACCACGUGGACGAAAUGCUGAUUACCUGGACCGAGGCGCACAGCCUGGAGCGGUCGACGUGUGGAUGCACCGAGUACCGAGAGAAGCUGACCAACCUGCGCCUGACCAGCCGCUUCAGAAAGAUCUGCAGACUCAAACCCGGAGAAAGUAGCGCGCGGAAACUGAUCGCCAAAAUCAGGAAAGGAGCGGUCUCCAAGCCGGAGGAGAGAAUGAAGGCCGUCGCUCUCGUGGACUACUGCAAACGGCUGGGCGUGAACUGGUCGCCCUGCGGCCUGGUUGUGCACCCGAACGCCCCGUGGCUGGGGGCGGUGCCCGACGGGCUGGUGUACGACCCGAAGGAGGCGAAGAGCUACGGUCUGGUGCACGUCAAGAGCGCCGGCGACUGCUCUUUCAUGGCGUGUCAGGACGGACUCCUCCGUCUGAGGAAGGGACAUCGGCACUAUUGGGACGUCCAAGGAGAGAUGCUGGUGACGGGCGCGUCGUGGUGCGACCUGCUGGUGAUCUCCAGCGACAGCAUCGUGGUCCAGCGCAUCUACCGCGACGACGCCAUCAUUGAAACCAUGAAGAGAAAGCUGGAUCAGUUCUUCUUCUUCCACUAUCUGCCAAGCCUAGUUUCCUCAGGUCACAAGACGUGCACUGGUCUUGCAUAAAGUUUGUUUUUUUUUCGUCAGCUGCUGCUGUUACUUAAGCCACAUUGGCUCUGUGGAUGUAGAUUAUCUCAGAAAGGACUCUGACCUGAAGCAAGAUUACCCUCGGUGACGUGAGACACAUUCCUUUUUCUAUAACAUAAAAAUAUCAUCCUCCCAGCAGAAAAAGUUGUUUAUCUCAGCAGAUUUCUAACGUGGCCCUGACAGCUCUGAUAAAUGGAAAUAAAUGAGAAAAAAA